AUGGAUUCAGGAAGCAGUAGGGGUUUGGAGAAUACAGUUAAUAGAGUCUAUCCUGACCAGCUGGUUCCAAAGAUAAACACAUCCACCUUAACAAACCCAUCCAGCGUCCCGGAAAUGUCACAAGAGAUUAAGAAAAGUUGUGGAGAUAAACAGGUAGAAAUCACAGUUGAAAGAAUAAAAAUGGCAAAGAGCAUCAAAGAAAAACAAAGCAAUGAUUUAGAGAAAGUGGCCUUUAAAAGGAAGGCAGAAGGGGAAGAAAAGCCAACUGGAAGGAAAGAGGCAAAGAUAAUGGAACUUGUCAGCCCGUUGACGACCAUGCCACUGCCUCACAUCCCCUUAAAGAACAUCAUGGAUGUGGAGGGGAAGUUGGUUUAUGUCGACGAAGAGGACGUGAGCUAUGAGUUUGUAGAAUCCUUUAUUUCCACUGAGAUGCAGCCAACAUGCCAAGCUGCUGAAAUAGUAGACCCUUUGCAUGUACCUAAUUUCAGCUUUCUGCCUCAGAUUGACAAAUGGCUUCAGGUAGCCUUAAAGGAUGCCAGCUCUUGCUACAGACAAAAGAAAUAUGCCGUGGCAGCAGGACAGUUCAGAACAGCACUGGAGCUUUGCAGCAAAGGAGCAGUUCUGGGAAAACCCUUUGAAUCAUCUGCUGAAGAUAUAGCAAGCGUAGCAAGUUUUAUUGAGACAAAGCUUGUUACAUGCUAUCUACGGAUGAGGAAACCCGACCUUGCCCUGAAUCACGCGCACAGGAGCAUUGUUUUAAACCCAGCCUAUUUCCGAAAUCAUCUUCGUCAGGCAACAGUGUUUAGAUGUCUGGAGAGAUAUUCAGAAGCUGCCCGGAGCGCCAUGAUUGCUGACUACAUGUUCUGGCUCUGUGGAAGAAGUGACCAGUGUAUAAGCAAGCUCAUCAAACUGUAUUGGCAGGCCAUGAUUGAAGAAGCCAUCACCAGAGCGGAAUCUUUCUCAGUUAUGUAUACACCAUUUGCAACAAAAAUCAGAGCUGAUAAAAUGGAAAAAGUGAAAGAGGUUUUCACAAAAACUCAUCCUGCAUAUGUGGAAUAUAUCUAUACAGAUCUUCAAGGACUCCAUAUGUUGCCUCAGACAGUUGACUGGUCAUCUUUUCCUCCCCAACAAUACCUCUUGACUCUUGGGUUCAAAAACAAAGAAGACGGGAAAUUUUUGGAAAAAAUAUCAAGUAGGAAGCUGCCAACAUUUACAGAACAUAAAACUCCCUUCAGUCUGCUGACCAGAGAAGACACAGUGCGACACAUGGAAACAAUGGGGAAGCGAAUCUUGCCAAUAUUGGAUUUUAUUAGAAGCAGCCAAUUGAAUGGGAGUUUCUGUGCGUGGUCGGGUGUGAUGGAGAAGUUGCAAUACGCCAGCCUCCUCAGCCAGCUGCAGAGAGUAAAGGAGCAGUCCCAGGUGAUCAAUCAAGCAAUGGCAGAGCUAGCCACCCUCCCCUAUCUCCAGGACAUCAGUCAACAGGAGGGGGAAUUGCUGCAGUCACUAAUGGCAGAUGCUAUGGACACCCUUGAAGGAAGAAGAAACGAUAAAGAACGUGUGUGGAAUACAAUCCAAAAGGUUGGACAAAUUGAAGACUUUUUAUACCAAUUAGAGGAUAGUUUCUUAAAAACCAAAAAACUGAGAACUGCUCGAAGGCAAAAAACAAAAAUGAAGAGGCUUCAAACUGUGCAGCAAAGCUAG
This is a messenger RNA of Diceros bicornis minor, 1701 nucleotides long. RefSeq names its product spermatogenesis associated 16 (gene SPATA16). Bases 1 to 1701 code for a protein of 566 amino acids. Lineage: Eukaryota; Metazoa; Chordata; Mammalia; Perissodactyla; Rhinocerotidae. Gene Ontology annotation, cellular component: Golgi apparatus. The record is from RefSeq and is a predicted model, not a curated record. The transcript has 10 exons. Gene Ontology annotation, biological process: spermatogenesis. Gene Ontology annotation, molecular function: protein binding.